AUGUCUGAGAAAACCAAAUCCGCUUUUUACGACUACGCCGAGCCAUCUACCUCGAGUCCAACGCCACCGAGGUUCGGGAAAGCUAUCCAAAAUGUUCCAAGUACCGGAAACCAUUUUGCUACAAUUACUCGGAGCGCCUUGGAUCGUAUUAACAUGAUAAACUUUUCCGAGACAGAGGUCGCUGCGAUCCAUGAAGUAGUUAAUCAGAAUUGGCGGAAAGGUAUAAUGGCUGUCUAUCUUCGCGAGCAAUCGAGGGAGUUUAAGCUGAAAGGGUACCCAUGGGGUUAUGAUCCAAACGGUUGUGAAGAAUCACUUUUACUAGUCCUACGCAUGAUUGAAGCGUUAUACAAUAUGGGCUGGGUGAUUUAUUCUGCUAUCGAGAUAAGUAAAAGAGUCAGAACAAAAGACGCACUUGUGUUCCGCAGACAAUACCACAUUCUACCUCCCUGUGAAUGGGUCAAUAUUUCCUUUCAUGGUGGCGACAAGCUCAAGAUACUCAACUCACCAUCAAGUGAUCUUGUCAACGAUGUCAUUGCCGCUUUCGUAAAGGAUAUCCAAAGACAUGAAGUAACAGCGGAACGAGCCAAGAUCAAGUUUAAAGGAUUCCCUUGGCGAAGCGUUGGCCACGACGACGAAGACGAGACACAGAUGAAACUUUUGACGUUACUUGAAGUUGUCGAGAGGAAUGGUUUCACACUUUAUGCGAGGACGACCGCAAGAUAUAGUGAUGAGACGAGCGAAUCGAAUGUUUUGAUCUUUCAGAGGCGGCUUGAUUGA
Fusarium venenatum is the source of this 777-nucleotide messenger RNA. The record is from RefSeq and is a predicted model, not a curated record. Lineage: Eukaryota; Fungi; Ascomycota; Sordariomycetes; Hypocreales; Nectriaceae.